This is a messenger RNA of Cryptomeria japonica (Japanese cedar), 2982 nucleotides long. Its product is annotated as receptor-like protein EIX1. The transcript has 2 exons. The record is from RefSeq and is a predicted model, not a curated record. NCBI's taxonomy places the organism in Eukaryota, Viridiplantae, Streptophyta, Pinopsida, Cupressales, Cupressaceae. Bases 1 to 2982 code for a protein of 993 amino acids. Gene Ontology annotation, molecular function: protein binding.
AUGGAAGCUAUGUUUUCAUGUGGCAGAGUUGCAUUUGCAAUCAUAACAAUAUCAUGCUGGAUCUGCUGCUUCACGUCUUCUCCUGCAAUUGCAUGCCCCUUCCGUGAGAGAAAUCUUCUCCUGGAUUUCAAGGUAGCCAUUGUAGACGACUAUAACACUCUAAGGUCCUGGCAAGGAUUCAAUUGCUGCACGUGGAGAGGAGUCAGUUGUAACCUCCACACAGGCCACGUUUCUGGACUGGAUUUGAGUGGAUACAAUUUGGAAGGUAACAUCAGUUCAUCGCUGUUCCAACUUGUACAGUUGGAGCACCUCGAUCUUAGUCACAACCUCUUCAAGGGUAAAUUCAGUCUUCCCCAUAAUCGACAGUUGAAGAGUCUCACUUUUCUUGACUUGUCAUUUGCUGGAAAUGUAAAUGAAUCCUCACUGAGUUCUGUAAGGGAAUUUUAUGUGAGUUUGGAAAGCUUAUCAAAUCUGGUGAGCUUGGAAUACCUCUCUCUUGCUGCAGUGAACAUCUCUGCAGGCAAAGAGUGGGGUGAAGAUGUUGGCAGUCUCCCCAACCUUCAACAACUCAGCAUGUCUGGCUGUGGGCCAGGAGGACCAAUCCCCAAUUCCUUUCUCAACCUCACCUCUCUCCUUCAUCUCGAUCUAUCAGACAACUAUUUGUCAGGACAUAUACCUUCUUGGUUUGAAAAUUUGACUGCCCAGUUGCUCUCACUUGAUCUCUCUGGGAAUUACAAUCUUGGAGGAGACCUUUCUUUCAUUGGACAACGAAAGUCUUCUUUGUCACUAAGCAGCAUUGAUCUUUCAGGGACAGCCGUGAAGGGUGAGAUUCCAGCUGCUAUAGGGAAUUUGUUGUCCUUACAAAGUCUUGAUCUAUCAGCUACCGAAAUCGAAGGUGAGAUCCCAGCUGCUAUAGGGAAUAUGUCGUCCUUGGAAGAUCUUCUUCUCUCAAAUACCAGAAUUGAAGGUGAGAUUCCAGCUGCUAUAGGGAAUUUGUUGUCUUUAAAAAGUCUUCUUCUGUCGAAUACCAGAAUUGAAGGGAAUGUGUCGUCGUUGAAGAGUCUUGAUCUGUCUGACAACUCUAUUGAAGGUGAGAUUCCUCUCUCCAUAGUCAAUCUCUCUAAACUUGAUAACUUGAUUCUGUACAAAAGCAAGAUAACAGGGGUAAUCCCACCUUCGUUGGGAUCACUUUCUUCCCUUUCCUAUCUUGACCUCGGCUACAACAAAUUGACUGGUGCAAUACCAUCCACAGUUUCAGAUCUUGUUAACUUAAGAGUCCUUUAUCUAGACUCCAACAAUUUGAGAGGCUCCGUUUCUCUUUCUCUCUUCCACAAUCUCACUAGACUUGAAACUUUGUAUCUUUCCUACAAUCAUUUAACUGUGAGCAUUGAUUCAACAUGGAUUCCGCUGUUUAAGCUUCACUAUUUGGGACUAGGUUAUUGCAAUUUAGAUAGAAUUCCUUCGUUUCUUGUGACCCAAUAUGACUUGACGGAUCUGGACCUAUCUGCUAACAGUAUCCAAACAAAUAUUCCAUCUUGGAUAUGGAACUUACCCAGCCUUUAUAGUUUGAACCUUAGUUGUAAUAAAUUAACAGGGUCAUUGCCAUCUAGACUAACAUUACCCAACUAUUUUCACUAUCUAGAUUUGCACAAUAACAGCUUAGAAGGUGUUCUUCCUCUUCCUCCUACUGGUCCUCAUCUGCUGGAUCUGUCGAUGAAUCAGUUUAAUGGUUCUAUUCCUACUGACAUUGGUGCACAUCUUCAAAGUACAAGCUUCUUAUCCUUGUCGACGAAUAAUCUCAGCGGAGCGAUUCCAGAUUCUAUUUGCAGUCCAUAUUUGCAGGUUCUUGACCUUUCAAAUAAUACGCUGAGCAGUGUCAUUCCUCCUCAUUUAACCAGGAAUUGUUCUUCUCUUAGUGUUCUAGAUUUGGCAGAAAAUCAUCUGGAAGGUAAAAUGCCAGCAGAAUGGGGCAACAUUACAAAGAUUCAUACAUUGAGGCUCAAUGGUAAUCAUUUGAGAGGAGUUAUUCCCUCAUCCAUUUCAAAAGGCCGAUCUCUGCAAGUAUUGGAUUUGGGAAAUAAUGAUUUGGAAGGCACCAUUCCCCAGUGGAUUGGUAAGCUAUCACAGCUGCAUGUGUUGGUCUUAAGGUCUAAUCAUUUUCAUGGCAGUAUCCCACGCCAGGUAAUUGGCCUUCCGAAUCUUCAAAUUCUGGAUCUUUCUGGCAACCACCUUUCAGGAGCUAUUCCAAGCCACCUUACAAACUUGUUUGCAAUGGUCAAUGCAUCACAGAAUAAUUCAAACCAUCUAGAAGAACUCUUCUCAUAUGGUACGUAUACAAAUCAGAUUACAAUUUCCUGGAAAGGUCGGGAUGUUGAGUUUGUUAAAGUUCUUUUCAUUCUUAAAUGUAUUGAUCUCUCAAACAACUACUUAUCUGGGAGCAUUCCUCCCGAAAUGGGAUCUCUUCAAGGCUUGAUAGCCCUUAAUCUUUCAAGGAAUCAUCUCAAUGGCCGAAUCCCAAAAACAAUGGGAUGCAUGGAUCAGCUAGAGUCUUUGGACCUUUCGCUAAACAGGCUGAAUGGCAACAUUCCAUUAGAACUUCAGUUGCUGAGUUAUUUGCAGUUCUUGAAUCUGUCUCAUAAUAUGCUUGAUGGAAAGGUACCCCGCGGGGGGCAGUUUCUAACGUUUGGGGAGUCGUCCUACUUAGGCAAUCUUAAGCUAAGUGGGAUUCCAUUUACCAAUAUAACCGUCUGCAACAACUCUUCUGGCUUUGACAACUGCACAAGUAUUGAGAGAAGUGGUGAAGCAGAGAAUUCAGAUGGUGAAAUGAUAGGAUGGGCAGUGGGACUUGGAUUGAGUUAUGGUCUGGGAUUCUCUAUUGUGAUUGGAAUAUUGACUUUCAAUAAGAGUGUGAGAAAUAGAGCCUUCAAUUUGUAUGAUGUUGUAAUUUUAGCUGUUGAUCGGCGUAUACGAGGGAACAGAUGA